CGUCGACCUCACUUCCCACUAGGAAGACUGAAAGGGACUCACCUGAGUUGUAUGUUUGUAAUACCGUUGAAAAUUGAAUCGUCUCGAGCAUCGACGUUUAACAAGCCGAAACAGUUUACGUACAUUUUAAGAAGCAAUCCUAGACAAACAGAGAACGCCCGAUUCUAUAGCAUGUUGUUUUGUAAAAUGGAAGAAAACUGAAGAAUCUUAUCGUUGCUAAACGCUUUGCAUUUUGGAGUAAACGCUUCCUCAACAGCCGGAACAUUUGUAAACGUAAUGCAUAUAAUGAAUGCACCCCUGAUUUACUGGUUUGUGGAAUCGAUAAUGGCACAUUAAAUGAUUUUGCAAGCUGUUUACGGAAUUACACGUUUUUUAGACGGGUUACUGAAUCAUGGAAGAGCUGCAAUUUAUGAAAUCUGUUUUACCUGGGCAAGAAUCAUUCACUCAUGACGCAGAUGACACGAGUUUGGCAUUACCUCCUGAUACUAGUACAAAGACUCAUUCAAAUGAUCGGAGUUUUCGUGUUCAGCAACAAGUGCAGCUCACAAUUGCUCGUAAGGGCAAAAAGACAACUCCCAAUGGCAAUCUUCCGCCAUCCAUAAACCCACCAAGUAUCGCUGGUUUCAGAGAUGGACACUCUAGUAUGAAGAUCCAGUCAUCUUUCAGCCAGACAGGGGGCGUGGACUUCAGCAGAUGGUCGUCUUUGAGGGAGAACAUCACCAGUCCGUCUAGGAGGAUGGACGUGUCCCCCACCACCAGCCCGGAGCUUCCUCACUCCUGUCUGGCCUACAGGUCACUCCGCUUGGGAAACUACACCCUCCCCAGCACUAGGCAGCCAACAAACAUGGCGACCUUAGCGGAGCGGCUGCACGGGACAGAGCUGAUGCGGCGUUACGCCCGUUCGGAAAUGUCCACUAGCUAUAGACGGACUUCAAUGCCUCCGGCCCUCGGUGUAGACCGCUCGUUUCUGUGCAGCAGCCCUGCGAUUCGGACCGAUGACGGCCCCUGCUUGAGGGAGGCCCAAACUGGGACGGCAAGUAUGAGGCGACAAGUGGGCUACAGCUCUUUCAAUGCUCUUUCGAUGUCCCGGAGAGCAGAGGGCCUGGCCUGGCUGAGGAGUGAGAGCCAGCAACCUGCGGGAGGAAGGCGGCCUCCCUCAUAUCCGCCCUCGCUGAUCAGCAUGGAGGUGGACAUGGGCCAGAAGAGGGAGGCGGUGGAGCUGGAGAGCAAGCAUAGAGAAUUUGAACUGACUUCUCUGAAGCCAGAGAGCAAGGUCCCUGAACUCACACUGGAGAGGGCAGUGAGCCUGCUGGGCCAAGAGAAUGAGGACUUGCAGAUCACUGCUGCCAGAUUCAUUCAAAACCAAUCUUUUAGCAGUGCUGAUGCUAAGAAGAUGGUGUUUUACCUCCAUGGCAUACCCAAGCUGAUCAAACUGCUGCAGAGUGACAAUGAGGAGGUGGAGAGGAUAGCAGCGGGAGCACUUCGGAACGUGGUCUUUGAGAGCGCAGAGAACAAGAUUGAGGUCAAGGACGACGGGGGUGUGACCCCUAUACUCUCUCUCCUCAGGAGAAGUCGCGAUGUUGAUACUCGGCGGCAGAUCACUGGACUGCUGUGGAACCUGUCGUCCCAUGACCUUCUGAAAGAGCAUCUGUCCAGAGAGGCCCUGGAGAUCCUGACCACCUCCGUCCUGGUGCCCUGCUCGGGCCUUUCUGAAGGGGAGAACCCCAAAGACGACAUGCUGGCUGACCCAGACACCUUCUACAACGCCACUGGCUGUCUCCGCAACAUAAGCUCGGCCGGCCCAGAGGCAAGAAAAGCCAUGCGUCUGUGUGACAGCCUUAUCGACUCUCUGGUAUAUUAUAUCCGGGGUGCCAUAGCCGACUACAAGCAGGAUGACAAGUCCACAGAGAACUGUGUGUGCAUCUUGCAUAACCUGUCUUACCAGAUGGAAGUGGAGCUUCCGCAAAAGUACACUAGUGAGCUCCGUGAGUCUCGGCUGAAUCUCUCUCUAAAGACCAAGACCCCUGGCUGUUUCGGCUCUCGCAGUGCCAAAAUCAUCCAAAAUCGUGAGUCAAACUCCCCUCUGCUGGAGGAGAAGGCAAACCCCUGCGGUAUUGAGUGGCUGUGGAGUGCCAUCACAGUACGCAUGUACCUGUCUAUCAUGGCCCGCAGCACGCGCCACUACACCCAGGAGGCAGCCAUCGGAGCCCUGCAGAACAUCACAGCCGGCAACGGCCCGGUGUCCCAGGCCAUUGCCUACACCAUAGUACAGCGGGAGAACGGUCUUCUGCAGACCAAGAAGAUGCUACAGGAAGGAGAAAGGGAUGUGAAGAGGACUGCCGUGUCCCUUCUAAGAAACAUCUCACGUUACAGGGACCUUCAUGCUGACAUUGUCACACAGGUGCUGCCGGAACUGGUGACGAUGUUGCCCAACUCGGACACGGGCAUAGACCUGCCUACGGACGUCACCAUAUCCCUUUGCAACAUUCUCAUCAACCUUAGCCAGGCCGAGACGCAGAACAUCAGAGCCAUCGUCAACCACGGAGCGUUACCCAAGAUUAUCAACAUCAGCGCAAAGGACAACGGGUAUGGUCCUACCAGGGCUGGCCGAGCUGCCUGCAUCCUACUACACACCAUGUGGGGUCACUCAGAGCUCCAUGGGGCAUAUAAGAAGGCUGGAUACAGGAAAACAGACUUUGUCAACAGCAGGACAACAAAGGCUGUGAAUUCACUUCGGGAUUAAGCGGACGAAUGAGAAAUCUGUGAUAUGUCUCGCAAUGCAUUGUGUCGACUGGGGCAGUGGUGUGGGUUUUUUCUGUAUUUCCUUGGAUGCUACUUUGAAUGUCUGUUUUGUUUGUUGAUUUUUCUGCUGUGUGAGGAGUUAGUUUUGUUUAUUUGCAUGUUGGAGCCAGUUCCAGUGAAACCCGUUGCUGCAAGCUCUUCCAAGUUCAAGCUGAAUUUCUGCAACAACAUUACGUUUUGAAAAACAAAACUGAAGGGUGAUUAGCAAAGACUUGAAUUACAUUUGAAGGAAAGAUUUUGCGCUGUAGGUAACUUAUCAUACAAUUUGAGCAUAAGAUAUUAUAAAUAUAUUUGGUUGAAAGAAAAAUCUAACAUCUUUCUAAUUAUUAUGCUCACUAGGGUCAAGAGUAGAAGUAAAACGUAAUUGUUAAUUACAAUAUUUCUGGUGUUAACAUAGUCCAGGUUGGAAAGCAUUUUGAAUUACAACUGUUGUUUAUUCACAUUGUACACAAUCAUGGAUGCAUAUGGUGACCAUCUAAAAAUGGGGCCAUGUUAAGUAGCCAAGUGUUGUCUGCUGUUGAAAAUGUAUUAUUUCUUUUGUACUGAGUUAGAGACAUCCUUGUCUUACAUAGCAUAUACAUGAAUGUAGGCACAUUCACCCCUGAGGUGGUAUCUCUGAAAGUUUAUUGCCGUGUAAAUAAUAAACAUCUGAAGCAGAUGAAGAAACUUCAAGAGCCACAAAUAUUAGACCAACCUAAAGAUGAUUAAGUUAUGAAGAAAAAAACAACAGUAUUUUUUUCUCAUCAUUAGGUUGAGUGGUUAUUUUGCAUUAGUAAUAUUUACAACUAGGAUGAAUAAUUUCAUCCCUGGUCACUUCCCAGUCGCACCUUGUGUCUGUUUCUCUGUAUAGCACUGGAACCGGACGUUAAAUGCCAGUCAGACUACAGUGGGUUGUGGUAAUGUCUUCCCUGCAUAUACAGUCUUGUGGAAAGUCUACUGGAGUCUAUGCAUGUCCACUCUUUCUUACGUGUCACUCAUGGCUGGUCAUAGCACUUUUCAACCCCUCAGCAAUCCACGUUCAUGGCUCUCUUCACAAUUAGUCAUUUGCUCAGUCUGUUGGCCUGUGCCAAUGACUCAGUCGGGUAAUUGCUAGAUCUACCUGGAUCUACUGAAGGAUCUGGUGACUACUGUGAACUGUAUCUAGAUAUACUGGUAGUCUGGAUGAGAAGGGAAUUAAUACCUUAUCAAAUAACAAAUUUGACCACUUUAAAUACCUAGUUCUGGGCCGAGUAUAAUUUACUUUCCUUUUAGUCAAGGUGAAUUG
Molecule: messenger RNA, 4066 nt
Organism: Esox lucius (northern pike)
Lineage: Eukaryota; Metazoa; Chordata; Actinopteri; Esociformes; Esocidae
Gene: pkp2
Product: plakophilin 2
Exons: 13
Coding region: 392-2743 (783 amino acids)
Biological process (GO): intermediate filament bundle assembly; desmosome organization; cell-cell junction assembly
Cellular component (GO): nucleus; cytoplasm; intermediate filament
Molecular function (GO): intermediate filament binding; molecular adaptor activity; protein kinase C binding
Source: RefSeq, a predicted model, not a curated record